Molecule: messenger RNA, 1293 nt
Organism: Fusarium proliferatum ET1
Lineage: Eukaryota; Fungi; Ascomycota; Sordariomycetes; Hypocreales; Nectriaceae
Exons: 5
Coding region: 1-1293 (430 amino acids)
Biological process (GO): protein phosphorylation
Cellular component (GO): nucleus
Molecular function (GO): ATP binding; protein kinase activity
Source: RefSeq, a predicted model, not a curated record
AUGGGAGAGGGUUUUCCUUCGAAGCAUAAGUAUGAAGGAGACUGGAUCGAAGUGGAAGAAUUAAUCACGACGCUUGGUGGCGCAUUUAGUGCUGAGAGGACGAAUAACGUAACGGACAUACUUUUGGUCGAACGUGAGGUAACUGCUACAACAAGACUUAGAGGAAUUGUUGAAAGGGACCGACAAUGGGCCAAAGAUCGUGGACUUGAACUUCGCAAUCCUAAAUGGCUCGAGGAAAUAUAUUGCCAGUAUUGUUUCUUUUUUAAAGAUGAACCACCGCUGGAGCCGAAUGUUAGAAGCAUAGUUUUGGAGGAGCGCCGUUACACUGAUGAAGACGGAUAUCUCAUUGUAGCCCCGAGGGACACACUCGCAUGCAGGUCAGUUCAAGUUAUUGACAGGGCCAUGGAGAUACGACGUAGCUCUAGUGUUGUCUAUGUCAAAGACAACAAAACCAAAGAUAUUGUGCCUAUGGUGAUAAGUCGUCAAGGACAACCGUAUACUGAUGAAAUAUUGGAUUACAUUCGUGUUCUCCAAACUAUUGAGGUCAAUGACAAAAAGAAUCUUUACCGAUGCCAAUGGCUACGAGAUUGCUUCUGUUAUAAUGGACACAUUUGCGUUGUAGAAGAAAAACGGUUCGAAAGUCUGUCAACGGUACUGCAGGGCAGACCCCGCCUUAAUCAUAGGGAAAUCCGGAAUCUCGUCCGGCAGCUUUUUGAAAGUGUUGCCUUCCUGCACAAGAUUGGCAUAGUACAUACUACUCUGAGUCCGAGAAAUAUCUUGCUUCGUGCCGAGUCUCUUAGCAGCGAGAUCAAGAUCGCUUCGGCUUCAACCGGCAAAAAUCAUCAGGGGAGGAAACCUAGUUCCCAACUGAGUACCCAGAUCCAGAUAGUCGGCUUUCAUUGUGCGAUUUUUAAGAAAGUUGGUUAUUACGAAGCACUUACUCCAUACUGUUACACUGCCCCGGAAGUCUUCCAGGGUGAAGAAUGGUCGUAUGUUUGUGAUAUUUGGAGCAUAGGAUGCAUGAUAUUUGUUCUGUUAACUGGCACUAAUUUCAUUCGGGAAACAGAAGAAUGUGAAGUUCUGGACUCAAUCUAUCACCAAGCUCCGGAUUCAUUGGGUGAAAAAUAUUCACCAGCUGCCACAGACAGUUUUCAAAGUAUUGAAUGCUACAAGCAUACCCUGAAGAGUAUUGAUUGCCCUACUGAGUGCAGCGACCUACUGGAACGAAUUUUCACAGCUAGUGAAAAACGUAUCACUGCAAACGAAGCGCUAAAGCAUCCUUGGCUACGGUAA